This is a messenger RNA of Plasmopara halstedii, 3597 nucleotides long. RefSeq names its product -trehalose-phosphate synthase. The coding region runs from base 1 to 3597 and encodes 1198 amino acids. The record is from RefSeq and is a predicted model, not a curated record. Lineage: Eukaryota; Oomycota; Peronosporomycetes; Peronosporales; Peronosporaceae. The transcript is spliced from 2 exons. Gene Ontology annotation, biological process: trehalose biosynthetic process. Gene Ontology annotation, cellular component: cytosol. Gene Ontology annotation, molecular function: catalytic activity.
AUGACUGAAACCGCGAAUUUUAAAGAUCGUGAGGCUGCACUACUGUGCGAACUCUCAGCGCUGUACACGAAGUUGAACCAAGUUCGGGAACAACGUGUCAAGGUGGAACGAGAGAGCGGCACUGGCGGAGUAAACGACAACACGACGGAUGACGAUGGCAGCAGAAGCUCGAGGCGCCGUCAUCGAGUGCUACUGGUAACCCGCACGUUACCCUUUUGGCUUGUGUCGGAGGACGCGCAGUCGCAGUGGCGCGCUGAGUUUCCAGAGCACGCGAAUCUUGAUGGUGCUAUGGAAAUUUUUCAGUCACUUCAUGAAAAUUAUGAUUGUGUUUGGAUCGGGUCUGUGCAUGGCGAGAUCGAGCCUAGCGAACAAAACAAAUUGAAAGAACAACUACUUCAAGAUCGCAAGUAUUACCCUGUCUUUCUGGACAAGAAGAGAGAAAGAUUGUAUUAUGAUGGGUUUUGUAAAACCAUCAUGUGGCCGUUAUUCCAUUCGUGUCCGCCUACAACAGACGAUCAAAUUAAUCAGCAUGAAACAAUGGAAGGUGAACAGGAAGAUGAGGGAAGCAUGGAAAAAAUGUGGCAAGCCUACGUAGCUUGCAAUCAAGCGUUUGCAGAUGCAGUACAAGAAGUGUACGAAGAGGGAGAUUUGGUUUGGAUUCAAGGUUACCAUUUGACACUCGUGCCACAAAUGGUACAGAACUUGUAUCUAAAUGGCAACAUCUGUUUGGGCUUCUUUAUGCAUGUACCAUUUCCGUCGGCCGAGUUGUAUCGGAUUUUAAAUUAUCGCGAAGAAAUUCUGACUGGCAUUUUAGGUGCUGAUCUGAUUGGAUUUCAAACGUACGAGUAUGCUCGGCACUUUCAGAGUGCAUGUGUUCGUUUGCUAGGAUUGGAAAGCAGCCACAAAGGAGUGGAUAACAAUGGACACUUUGCGAGAGUGACGAUCUGCCCUGUGGGAAUAGAUGCUGACAAAUAUUUUACUCUGGUGCAAUCCGAUGCUGUUCAAGAACAGAUGAAGCUUUUGGAAAGCCAAUUUGCUGGCAAAAAAGUGAUAUUGGGCGUAGACCAGCUGGAUCAAACAAAAGGGUUAGUGCACAAAUUACUGGCCGUCGACGAGCUAUUUACGCAAAGACCUGAACUUGCAAAGGAGGUGGUCUUCUUGCAAAUUGUACCGGGAGCGUCCGUCGUUGAGUCAGCACUCGAGUCGCAGGUUGAGUCGCUUGUGUCUCGUAUUAACAGUAGGUUGCAAGACGUUGGAACAGAAGGACCUGUUCAGUUUUUGAACAAAGAAAUUGCCGUAGAUGCAUUGAUCGCGUUGUUUACACUGGCAGAUGCGCUCGUCAUUACACCUAUUCGUGAUGGUAUGAAUACGGUUCCAUUUGGGUAUAUCGUUUGCCGAGAAGCUACGAACAAACAUGCGCGUGUAAUUCUAAGUGAAUUUGCAGGUUGUGCCCAAUCAUUGAGUGGAGCACGACUGGUAAACCCUUGGAAUACUGAAGAGCUCUUACAUGCUUUGCAAGAUUCGCUUCAAGAUAGCGAAGAAGUCAUGCGUGCUCAUCAGCAUAUGUACAGCUAUGUGAGCUCAUUCACUUCGUGGCAUUGGGCAGAUAACUUUUUGGAACAGCUUCACGAAUGCAGCGAAGAAAAUGCACUGUCCGCGUCUGGACGUGAGUUAAGUCGUCGGGACAUGAUAUCUGCUUACUCGCGAUCGUCACGACGAUUGAUAUUUAUCAACUAUGAAGGUGUGCUUGCAGCCGAAGCUUCGAUUCCAGAGUUGGCAUACCCGCCGCAAGAACUGAUAUGGCAACUGUCGAUGCUGACAAAAGACCCGCGCAACACUUUGGUGCUAGUCAGUGCUCGUAGCACAUCAGUAUGCGAACAAUGGUUUGCUGGCCUAUCGGGAAAUUUGGUUCUUGCUGCUGAGUACGGUGUUUACGUGAAAUGGGUGGGUGAAAACGAAAUGUGGCACUGUAUGGUACCAAAUAUGGAUGCGAGUUGGUGGGAACAUGUUGUGCCGUUGCUGGAGUACUACACAGAACGCACUCCAGGUGCGUACAUUGAGCGGAAGGAGAGCUCAGUUACGUGGCAUUAUCGUGACUGCGAUUUAGAUCAUGGUUUAUGGCAAGCAAGCGAGCUUUUGGUUACGUUACGUGAGCUGACUCGAUCGCUUCCGGUAUCGGUAUGCCCUGGUAAUCGGUACUUGGAGGUUCGACCUCAAAAAGUGAGCAAGUCUACUCUGUUUGAGCGUAUUUGGGAGUUUAUGAAUUGGCCAUCGCUGUAUCCUGGUGAGGGCCCCGUCACAACGGAAUACUUUGGGGAGCCAGUAAACUCGCCAUCAUCGCCAAUGUUAAAACCUCGUGGAAUUGUUCAUGAUUCAAUUGACGAAAAUGGAAUGAGAACGAUGAGUCUGGAUGAUGACAAAGUGGAUAGAGAUUUUGGUCACACCGAUCGCAAGGAUUCUGGUAUGAGUACAGAUGCUUCUAUCAUAAGCCAAGUUGAUGAUAUGGACGGCAAACAUCCUGUUGAUUUUGUAUUAGUCAUCGCCUCGGGUGAUGAUCGGACUGACGAAGAUCUAUUUGCAUUCCUGGUGCCACCUCCGAUUGAUCUGGAGGCGUAUUGUCGACAGCUUGAAAAAGACGAGGUUGAAUAUUCGGCUAGCAGUCAAUCGUAUAAGAGUGACUUGAUCCCUUCGGAACCCAGUGCCAAGAAGUCAUCAUCAUCGCUAGUUCACAAUCGAGAUUUGCUCCACGACGAAAGUGAUAUCGAAAGCGAAGUUGGAACUUUGAAUGCAAAGAAUACGAGCGAUGCCAUGUCCUUUAACGCCUCACGACGACUACUUGGUCGAGACGGUAAGUCCGCUGCUGGACCUUCUGGAGAGCGGGGAAGUGCGGCAUCGGUGGCAUGGCUUCCGUCACAGUCAAAUGAUGCAGAUUUUCUUACGUUGGGAGAGAAUAUGACCAAGCUUACGCCGCUUGCAAAGCCAUCUAUUUCGGAAGGUGCAGCAAACAUGUUUCCUGCUACAAUGCUCAACCGACAGUCGAAUGCUGUUCGCGAUGAAAUUACGGAGAAGAGUAAAUUUACCCCUCGUCGUGACUUUCCGCCGUCUGCAGCUUUAUUUAAAGCUAUGAAGGUCAAAUAUGGUGACAACUUUGGCCUUCACAGACUUCCUGAUACACCGGCAGCCUGCUGGGCUCUCGUGUGUCCACCAAAUGCACGCGCAAAGCUUGAAGAUGGAGUGGGGCUGAGAAAACCGUCUUUCACAUUGAGUCCCGAGCAUGACAAAAUGGAAAGCUUGGUGGACAAGACAUUACACGAUGAAUCAGUUAGUAAUUUGUUUCCAGGUUAUAAAGGCAGUGAUUUAGCGAAAACAAAUGUUUUGAGCGGUGGUGCGAAGCGCAGUGAAGUGAUUGAAGAUGAUAGCGAUCGAUACCGUUUUCCUGUCAACACUUUUGUUUGCACGCUUGGCCGCAAGCUUUCGCAAGCACCUUACUACAUCAAGAAUUCAGGAGAUCUAUUUCAAUUAUUGCAAGAAAUGGGCAUGAGCAGUCAUUUGCGCAAGCGGCGGUUGCUAUCCGUGGGCAGCGCCGGAGACGCUUAA